CUGAUCCCAGGUCGGCUCCAAGCGCAGGAUGCAAGAUCAGCUGGCUCAUGGAAACCUGGAGGCCCGUGGCGUGUCAUUUUAUCACGCCGACCACAAAUUCAGCAGCUACAUGUGACUUCAUCAGUGGACUAACUGGACGAGGAUGGCAUCGACGUUCAAGACCCGGAGAUAAAACUCACACAGUCCUCAUACUGCCUACGCUUUUUGCAUUUUGACUUUCUUGAAGGAACUUCACUCAACAGCACAGAGGGAAAUCAGAAGUGAAUCAAUGCAUGUCCAUCUCCAGGGAGUCAUACCCCAUCUCAACCUGACAAAUGGCGUUACAGGAGUGCCAUCCGACAGCCAUACUCCUGACCUCAGUCAUGGCGGCGGUUCUGGGCUCCCUGCAGAUUGGCUACCACACAGGGAACGUCAACGCCCCAGCCAAGAUCAUUGCGCAGUUUUUCAAUGAAACCUGGAGAGACAGACACAACCAAACCAUCUCAGACCACAGCCUGACCCUCCUGUGGUCGCUGUCUGUCAGCAUUAAGGACUUUGGAGCCCUGUUGGGCUCGCUGGGAGUCAAACAUCUAGCAGAUUCAUUUGGACGGCGUAACUCCAUUCUGGUAGUCAAUUGUCUAUCUGUGGUAGGAGCGUGCCUGAUGGUCAUCUCCAAAGCCAUUAAAGCAUUUGAGGCUCUCAUCCUAGGAAGACUGUUGUUUGGUCUGUUUUGCGGCCUGGCGAUGAGUCUCAGUCCGCUCUACAUCCAGGAAGUGUCCCCCACCGCCCUGAGAGGGGCCUUUGCUACACUCAACCAGGUGGCCUAUGCUUCAGGGAUCCUUUUGGGCAUGGUGUCCGGACUGGAGACAGCGUUGGGCACAGUAGAUCACUGGGACAUUAUGUUGUCUCUGUCUUUGAUCCCAGCACUGGCACAGUACCUGAUCUUGCCUUUCUGCCCCGAGAGCCCCCGAUACCUGCUGAUCAACAAGGGACGGCAAAGCAAUGCGGAAUCUGCACUCCUCAAGCUGAGAGGAAACCCAGACAGGGUGCUCGCCGAGCUGGAGGAGAUGAAAGGAGAGGCGGCGCACAUUCAGCCUCAUGUCUCCAUCUGUGAGUUCCUAAAGAAGCGAAGCUACAGGCUGCCCAUCAUCAUCGUCCUCUUUGUCAACUUGGCCAGCCAGUUGUCUGGGUUCAACGCGGUCAUCAAUUAUUCCACCAGUAUAUUCCAGAGCAAGUUCGACACGGCCAAGUACCUGACUCUGGGUGUGGGGGCUGUCAACGUGGUCUUCACAUUGGUGGCAUUUUUCCUGAUGGAAAAGGCCGGGAGAAGGCGAUUGCUCCUGACUGGUUUCUUCUGCAUUGCGCUGUGCAACUUACUUAUGACUGUGGCAGAUUCUGUAGUGCAUCUGGUCCCACAGAUGGGGAUACUGCAGGUCCUGCUGGUGUUCUGCCUGAUCUCUGCCUAUGAGCUGGGUCCCGGACCAAUCUCCUGGUUCAUCGCUGGGGAGCUGUUUGACCAGCGUGGCCGACCCAUCGCCCUGGCCUUUUCCAGCAUGCUCAACUGGGGAGGGAAGUUUGUUCUGGCGCUGCUCUUUCCUCCAGUACUGUCAGUCAUCGGUGGAUACACGUACCUCCUCUUCAUGGCAGUUGCUAUAAUUGGCUUUGCCGUCACCUGGUUUCAAGUUCCCGAGACAAAAGGCCGCACGUUCGACGAGAUUGCGGAGGAGUUCAGGCGGACGGACAGCCUUCCGUUGCACAAUAAGAAUGGUUUCAACACCUUUACCUAAAGGGACCUUUUGCGCCUUCCAGAAAUGUAUAGAUAUGAUUAAAAAGGGGACACCUUG
Dunckerocampus dactyliophorus (ringed pipefish) is the source of this 1823-nucleotide messenger RNA. It is a transcript of the gene slc2a1c, whose product is annotated as solute carrier family 2, facilitated glucose transporter member 1. The transcript is spliced from 12 exons. Bases 315 to 1766 code for a protein of 483 amino acids. NCBI's taxonomy places the organism in Eukaryota, Metazoa, Chordata, Actinopteri, Syngnathiformes, Syngnathidae. The record is from RefSeq and is a predicted model, not a curated record. Gene Ontology annotation, cellular component: membrane. Gene Ontology annotation, molecular function: hexose transmembrane transporter activity. Gene Ontology annotation, biological process: monosaccharide transmembrane transport.